AUGAUGAACCACAGCAGCCACAGCCCAAUUUCAAGUCCAAGCUUGCUCUCGCCACAUAUGAGCAGUAGCAUGUCGGCACGCAGCUCAUCGCCAUUACAACAACAGCAUCAUAUGCCACCACCCUCGCCCACGCUCAACGUGGACGACCUGGAGGAGAAGCGCUUUAUGACCGCGCUCUUUGGCUUCAUGAGCAAUAGGGGCACGCCCAUCGAGAAGAUCCCCAUCUUUGAUCACAAGGAGCUGAAUCUCUUCAAACUGUACACAUGCGUCAUCACCCGUGGCGGCCUGGAGGCCGUCAUCGAGAACAAACUCUGGCGACAGAUCACCACGGAUCUAGCCGUGGACCCCGAGAGGACCGACGCCGGCUUCCGUCUGCGCAUCCACUAUCUCAAGUACCUCUACCCCUAUGAGAGGAAGAACUUCCUAAAGAUGGACGACGACGAGCACUUUGACUACGAGGCCUUUGAGAAACAUUUGUCCAAGUCGCCAUCCGACAAGAAGGGUGCAGUGGCCAGAAAGAAGAAAUCACUCUCGCCAGCACAUCAUUCUACGUCGUCGCCCAGCAGUGCCAAGUCCACUCCAUCUCCAUCCUCCUCUCCCACAUCACUCCUCUCCAGUCCAUCCUCCAAUGGUCCACACAUUUAUCACAGCAACAAUAAUAAUAACAACAACAACAACACAUUCAACAGUCUACAUCAACAACUCCAACAACAAUCAUCAUCAUCAUCAAAUUACUCACAAUUACAGAACACCUUGGACUCCAUCAUGAACCUUUCCAACAACAUCCACACCAUCAACAACUCAAACAACAACUCAAUCAACCAACACAACAAUGUAAACAUCGUCGCCAACAGUAACUCGCCAUUCAAACCAACCUCAUCAUCUUCUCACAACACCAAUCAGUCAUCCAUCUCUCUUAACAGUAGCGGCUCGGGCAUCAGCACGGGUGCACCAACUGUCGUUGUUAAGCUACAGCUAUUGGAGUACAAGUCCUUGAAGCGCUACAACGCCAUCCACAGGCUCAAGGUGUCACAUCAGCCCAGCCGCAAGGAACUGGUCAAGGCGGUGAUCCAGCAUUUCGGUCAGCAAAAGAUAGACGAAGAGUCAACCAUCAGCUCAUUCCUGAGAAGGAUCAAAGCCGAUACCAACACCAGGAUCAGGCCGACCGAGAAGGUC
Messenger RNA from Acytostelium subglobosum LB1, 1176 nucleotides. RefSeq lists its product as hypothetical. Gene Ontology annotation, cellular component: nucleus. Gene Ontology annotation, biological process: regulation of transcription by RNA polymerase II. The record is from RefSeq and is a predicted model, not a curated record. The annotation marks the transcript as partial. Gene Ontology annotation, molecular function: DNA binding; protein binding. Lineage: Eukaryota; Evosea; Eumycetozoa; Acytosteliales; Acytosteliaceae. The transcript has a single exon.